Blastocystis hominis is the source of this 2448-nucleotide messenger RNA. RefSeq lists its product as hypothetical. The coding region runs from base 1 to 2448 and encodes 815 amino acids. Gene Ontology annotation, cellular component: membrane. The record is from RefSeq and is a predicted model, not a curated record. Lineage: Eukaryota; Bigyra; Opalinata; Blastocystidae. The transcript is spliced from 8 exons.
AUGGCUGGAAUCAGCCCAGUAAACACCCAAGAGAAGAGCGGAUAUGAAGCAUCUUCCCAAACCAAGAAUAGUAUACCCAUGAAUCAAAGCGACAAUAGCAACAAAGCAAAUCAAAGAUCUGUUCUUUGUUAUCUAUUGGUAAUUGACGAUGCGCGUGAGCAGCAAAUAGGCAUCGGCCGCUCGUGGAAAUAUGACCUUCUACAGAACAACGAAGCGAUUGUUUCUUCGUCACUCCUUGAUUCGUUGACACUCUCUGUCGGCGAUUCGAUCCGAGUUGCAGUGAAUCUCAGUGAGUAUAUUAUCCCGCAGCUAGAAAAGUUGAACGUUACGCAGUUCAAUCAAAGCGAUAUGUACGUUAACUGUGGAACUAUAAACAACAGCACUUCUCUACUCUACGUUGAUCAUUCGUUCAAAAUUGUGGAGUCGGUUUCCUCGCCAGAAGGAAAAUGGCCAGCAUCGUAUGGCUCGGUGAUUGUAAUUUCAACGCAAACCCUACAAAAUCUGUUGAAUAAUAUGUUUGAAGCGAUUGUUCAGUCGAACAAGGUACCUCUUGAAGAGAAGCCAACGCAAUGGAUUAAUGACUGGACCAUGCAGUAUUUGAUCCUAUCUUCAAGUCAUCAGCAAAUAUACACCUCUAGUGACUCUUCCAAACAAUUCAAUGACUACGCGAACAAGGUUAUAGCAUCCAUUCCUAAUUCCGAAAACUACUCCGUCCAGUAUUUACUGUACACAUCCCUGCAAUCACUAUCUUCAGUUACAAUCCUGUUGGAGCAAGUGUUCUUCAUGAUCGAUGUGAUCAUCACACUUAUUGCUGCCUAUGUGAUAUACAUAUUAGUGACAACGAGCGUGAAAGAAAAAGUAUUUGAAAUGGCAUUACUCCGUAUUGUGGGAUUACGACAAGCUGCUGCUUCACGCAUCGUAUUUGUUCAAGUGUUAUUAUUCACCAUUCCCGGAAUUAUCCUGGGUUUACUACUAAGCAUCCUGUGCUAUGUUCUACUGGCGUACACAUUCAAUAAGCUCCUAUAUCUUUCGCUUCCUUAUGCACCACCAACUUCCUCCUAUAUCUAUUCGAUUCUAGUAGGCCUGCUUUCUCCCAUCAUAGCGAUUAUUCCGCCCAUCGUCCAACUAGCGAAACAAAAGCUGAUUGAAUCGCUUGAUCUUCAACACUCGGAUACAAACAAUACAAGAGUUGUUGUCAAGGACAAUCGAAAAACACCCAUCACAAUUGAAAUGAUUCUUUUCGGACUCAUUCUCACGAGCAUCGGAAUAAUGGUGUUUCUAUUUGCAGUUGAUGCCUUUCUUGAUUCCGAUAUUAAACUCUUCAUGACAAUUCUUAAUAUCAUUCUCAUUUUGGCUCUAUUGGGCGUGACAAUUCUAUCCACCUAUCUUUCUCAUUGGCUCACAACGUUUGUAUCAUUUCUCCUCUCCCAUUUACCAUGGCUCCAUCCGGCUGCAUUAUAUAUUCGCAAUAAUGCAAAUCUCCACAAACGAAGCAAUCUGCAGCUUUCGAUCCUCUGUACCACAUCCUUAACCUUUAUUCUCUUCGCUGCCUGUCUCCUUCGAAUGCAAUCCAACACACUCUAUUCCAACAUUAAGCUAUCGAUUCCUUCUGAUUUGCUCGUCCUGACUUCUUCCACAUCGGGAUUGAACGAGCAACAGCUGGAUUCCUUUUACGAGGAACCGUAUACCCAAUCUCUUAUUGCUGGAAGACUGUAUCAGUACCAAUCCUAUUCCGCUGAUUCCCAACUCGCCACAUUUAGUAAUCUUCAUUCUACAACGACGAUCGUUUCGAUUCUCGCGCCGUCAUACAUCGAUCUCAUAGAUCAGGAUAUGAUCGUCUCAUCCCAUUCCAAACAACAACUCAAGACAUUUCUCGACUCCAGCGCUCCAUACAAUACCUCUCUUUCGUUCCCAUUUGCUGACGUUAGAGCCAAUCCUAGUCCUGAAGUCAACUUGAAAAGGCAAUACAAUCUUUAUUUUCCUGCUCUUUUACCGAAAUCAUUAAGUACCGAUCUACAGGAAGAGAAUGUUGAGAAAUAUGUGUUUUCCAAUACAUCAGAUUAUUCUUCUGUUUCCCUAAUUUCUCAAGAAGCAACCCUGGAGAAACUACCAGGUUUUUCUUUCAGUAAAUACAAUUACCAAAAAUCAACACCAAACGCCAUUGUAUCGAAAAGCACCUUUCAGGAAAUGCUUCCAUCUAUUUCUCUAGUGAAAGACAAAAUGAUCGUCAAGUUAAAACCCACCCUUUCUCAGAGGGAAUAUGCAUAUAUUGUUGACAAUACGCGGUCCAUUGUUCAAGGAGAUGAUGGAGCAAGUCUUCUAGAAAGAAAAUCCUUGGUAAACUCGAUUGAUGACGCCCAGUUGGCUUUAGACAUCUAUUUCUAUAUAUUGAGUAUAUUAUGUUGUAUUCUACUCUUCUUUGCUACUUCGGUUUCCCUCAAGUAUUGA